ACCAACAGCAUCGCCCCAAUAAACAAUGCACAAGAGUACUGUCAUCUGCAAUGUCAGAUCUACCAAACAUCCCUCUCCCUGCCUCCCUGCCUGGCUGGCAGCAUACAUCUACAUGGGUUCAGGCUGUCUGUACACGAACUCCUUCACAUAGCCCUCCCCACCACAGUUGGCCGAACACGUGUACACCGCCAGUAUACCCCACUCCAGCUUAUCCAGCUUCAGCAGGUGGAUCAGCUCAGGCUGCACCUGGAACUCAAACACACGGGGCGACCCGCACGUGUCGCAGUCGGGCGGGCCGUCCUCCAGCUGCUGGGCCGAGGCGAACCACAGAGGGGCGCCCUCGUAUGCGUAACGGAGAACGUGGCCGGGGUUGGUGCGGACCCGCUUGAGGAAGGUUUGGAAGGUGUCGUCGUUUCUGCAUGAGGGCGGGGCGAACUCCUCGAAGAACUGCUGCUCGGACUCGUCGAGGGUCGCAUCUGGCACACACGCACACAUAUGCACAUACACAUACGCAGGUGGACACGUACACUAUUGUCUGUGAUGAUCCCACCCCAUGCUUGGUGCUCACCAGGGUUGUCCUUGGCGACUUCGUCGUAUCGCCGUUUGAGCUCCAUCUCGUGGGAGUAGUCUCCCUGAUCGAGCGAGCGAACAAUCAACACAGAAAACGGCCUCUCCAUCCUUCAUCAAUCAAAUGACCCAACCCCUAACGUGGUGAUCUGCUCAUGUCAUCCCCUCACCUGUUUAUCAGCAUCCUCCUCGCCCUCUUCGUCCACCUCCAGCUCAUACUCUUCGAACACGCCCACCAGCAUGCCAUCCUCAGACACACGACGGCACCGACGAUGCCCGCGGGGUAUCAACGCCGCCUUAUCAUCACCCCUCCGGCCCUCCUUCGCAGCUGGCGAUGUGUCAGGCGAAGAACCGGCUUCACCGUCCCCCUUCGGCAGCCCGCAUACGGGACACAGCAGGCUUUUGAACUCAUCCUCCUCCUCAUCACCGACACCCGACACGUUGUCGGUGUCCGGCGGCUCGAAUGGGUAGAAUGCGUUGUCCCGCGGCAGCUGGUUGCGCAUCGCCACGAACUGGUUGCCGCACGGCUGACAGCCGAAGAGGAAGAUGGUCCGGUGGAAGCAGCUUGACGCAUCGAGGCUGGCGUAGACUUGCAGGAUGAAGGUCAUGGGUGUGCGGCAUCUCGGGCACUGGAGGUCGCUGAGUGGUGGGAGGUGUUGCGGGUUGAGCCAUGCAGGCUGGCCACCCACUUUGGAUGGGAAGAAGCGGCGGUGCAGGAGGGCGGGGUUAGAUGGCUUCUCCGGGUAGCCGAGAAGUAUCUGAUCCGCGUUCAUCACGCCGAGAGAGAUGACAAUAUCGUUGUUGAUCAAGAAGGACGCGUUGUUUGCUUCAC
Molecule: messenger RNA, 1399 nt
Organism: Vitrella brassicaformis
Lineage: Eukaryota; Vitrellaceae
Source: the annotation of a GenBank genome assembly